CACUCAAAACACAUCAAAGUCAUAAAGAAAUCUUCACUUGAUAACAUACUAAAAAACACUCUUUAUUCAAAACUUUCAAGAGCUAGCUUCUUUUUUUCUCAUCUCAAAUCACUCAAAGAAUCCUCAUUUCUAAGUUCCAAAAAUGGCUCCUAAUGUUGUUGGUCUAGCAACCAAGGCUACUGGUUUGGCUAAGGCGGCAAGUUUGUCAAGCCGUGCCUAUGUGACGUUCUUGGCAGGUAACGGUGACUACGUGAAAGGCGUGGUCGGUUUGGCUAAAGGAUUGAGAAAGGCAAAAUCUGCUUAUCCGCUUGUUGUGGCUAUUUUGCCUGAUGUCCCAGAGGAACAUCGACGUAUACUCAUAAACCAAGGUUGUAUAGUCCGAGAGAUCGAGCCAGUUUAUCCUCCAGAGAACCAAACUCAGUUUGCUAUGGCUUAUUAUGUCAUCAACUACUCCAAACUCCGUAUUUGGGAGUUUGUGGAGUAUAGCAAGAUGAUAUACUUGGAUGGAGAUAUCCAGGUGUUUGAUAACAUAGACCACCUCUUUGACUUGCCAGAUGGCUAUUUCUAUGGGGUGAUGGAUUGUUUCUGUGAGAAAACUUGGAGUCACACCCCACAGUACAAGGUUGGGUACUGCCAACAGUGCCCAGAUGAGGUCCAGUGGACUGAAGAUUUGGGUCCCAAGCCACCACUUUAUUUUAAUGCUGGCAUGUUUGUCUUUGAGCCAAGUCUAUCCACUUACGAUGAUCUCCUGACCACCCUCAAAGUUACCCCUCCUACUCCUUUUGCCGAGCAGGAUUUGUUGAACAUGUUCUUCAGAGAUGUAUACAAGCCAAUUCCAAACAAUUACAACUUGGUGUUAGCUAUGUUGUGGCGUCACCCAGAGAAUGUGGAACUUGAGAAGGUGAAAGUUGUUCACUAUUGUGCGGCGGGGUCAAAGCCGUGGAGGUACACUGGCGAGGAAGAGAACAUGGACAGAGAAGACAUUAAGAUGCUGGUGAAGAAAUGGUGGGAUAUAUACAAUGAUGAGUCAUUGGAUUACAAGAAUGCUAAUGUUACUGCAGUGGAUGCUGAAGCUGACAAAUUUAAGGCAGCGCUUACUAAGGCGGGUGUUGUGCACUAUAUAACUGCCCCAUCGGCCGCUUAGUAUAUUGCUUUGAAGUUGUCUUAGUCUUUUUUGUUUGUUUAUUAAACUUUGGGUAUUUCACAGGGUCGAAAGAAAGUUAUAGAGAUAUAUAUUAUAAGGGUCGGGGGUUUACAGACUGCUUUUCUUCGCCUGCAACAGACAAAGGUUGUCUGCAGAAUAGGAGAACUGGGAAUUUUGUGAAGUUCUUCUACAACUUGCGGGUUUUGAGUGUCUUUUUUAUUCUUCUUUUGUUUUCGUCGAUGUUGGAAAAGUACAUAAAUGAAAUACGUAUUUACUUUAAUACUUA
Messenger RNA from Nicotiana tabacum (common tobacco), 1430 nucleotides. NCBI's taxonomy places the organism in Eukaryota, Viridiplantae, Streptophyta, Magnoliopsida, Solanales, Solanaceae. The record is from RefSeq and is a predicted model, not a curated record.